This is a messenger RNA of Oryza sativa Japonica Group (Japanese rice), 1181 nucleotides long. RefSeq lists its product as uncharacterized. The record is from RefSeq and is a predicted model, not a curated record. Gene Ontology annotation, molecular function: hypoxanthine phosphoribosyltransferase activity; magnesium ion binding. Gene Ontology annotation, cellular component: cytosol. Lineage: Eukaryota; Viridiplantae; Streptophyta; Magnoliopsida; Poales; Poaceae. Gene Ontology annotation, biological process: hypoxanthine metabolic process; IMP salvage; purine ribonucleoside salvage.
GACAGAAGUCAGCGGCUUCCAUCGUGAUGGUGUUGGGGGCAAAUGCAGAAUUUGGGAAUCCCACCAUUCCUCCCCGCUGGCCCCGCCACCGCCCCUUUCCAUUCGCGGAAAACCUCCUCUCCUCCUCCUCCUCCUCCUCCGUCUCCGCCCGCCACCAAUAAAUCCCCCAAUCCCGCGCGCCCCCGCCGCCCCCGCCGCCGCGGAACCCUAACCCUAGCUCUCCCCGCCGCCGCGAUGGUGGGCGGCGGCGCCGGCGCAGACGCCGGCAUCGACCGGGUGCUGUGGACGGAGGCCGAGAUCGCCGCCCGGGUGUCGGAGGUGGCCGCCGAGCUCGCCGCCGACCUCCGCGCCCUGCGCGAGCCCGCCGUCGUCGUCGGCGUCGCCACGGGGGCGUUCCUCUUCCUCGCCGACCUGGUCCGCCGCGUCGACGCGCCGCUCGCCGUGGACCUCGUGCGCGCCGAGUCGUACGGCGACGGCACCGAGUCCAGCGGCCGGCCGCGGAUCACCUCCGACCUCAAAGUCGACGUCGCCGGGAAGCACGUCGUGGUGGUGGAAGAUAUUGUGGACACUGGGAAUACUGUUUCCUGUCUUAUUGCUUAUUUAGAAAAGAAAGGAGCAUCAUCCAUAUCAGUCUGCACUUUUCUUGACAAACCGGCAAGGAGAACUGCUAAUUUUCAGCUAGUGGGGGAUGGAAAAUUUUAUAGAGGUUUUGAGUGCCCAGAUUCCUUUGUUGUUGGAUAUGGCAUGGAUUAUGCUGAACUCUACCGCAACCUGCCUUAUGUUGGAGUUCUUAAGGCCGAGAUGUACAAAAAAGAUACAAGCAAUUAGAAAAGGAGUACUUGCAACAUGUUGAAGAGAUAAAAAAGUUAGAAAGGAAUACACAUAUUCCAUUUUUGAAAUCUGUAGGCAAAUCUUACGUAAUUUUGUACAAGCAAGAAGCUUAAAGCUUGGCUACUCUUACUUUUUCUCUAUCAAAAGCUCAGGAGAAACUGUCCUGUUUCAACAGCACUCCGUCACCAAACUGCAACCACGGAACAAAACAAUGUGGUUGUAUAACAUGUUAGAUAUUUGAUUUAUAGACAGCGAUCAAAUUGAUUUGGUUGUAACUUGCAUCUUAAAGGAAAACUUUUGUGGCUGUCUUCAUCACUUGUAAUACCAACAUCAUUCUAGUUUGGUGGUCC